Electrophorus electricus (electric eel) is the source of this 3027-nucleotide messenger RNA. It is a transcript of the gene ddx27, whose product is annotated as DEAD (Asp-Glu-Ala-Asp) box polypeptide 27. Lineage: Eukaryota; Metazoa; Chordata; Actinopteri; Gymnotiformes; Gymnotidae. The record is from RefSeq and is a predicted model, not a curated record. Gene Ontology annotation, cellular component: cytosol. Gene Ontology annotation, molecular function: nucleic acid binding; ATP binding; RNA helicase activity.
GACGUACUUCCUGAACGUUUUUCAACACACGUGUGUUGAGGGUAGAAUGUCUAGAUAGUACGUGUUGACACUUAUUUAUUUGUUUAUUUUAUUUUAUUUUUUUUAUAUUUGCCUGUUAUUUUUAGCCUAUUAAUAAACUUUACAAUUGGCAUCAUACAGAAUACUCUGCGGUCUUGACACUUUCCUGCUAGACAGCUUUCUUUGGCAAAUGCUAGUUACUUGGCUAGCUGGCUAGCUAGUGUGGUCUGAAGACAAAGUUAUUGCCAGCAAUAUGUUGUCAGAUUUUGAUCUGAUUGGGACCAUUCAGGAUGAGGCAGAUGUACCCGAGGAGAACGAAUCAGAGUCUGAUGCUGAAGAGGAACAGCCAAUUGUUUUGAAUAAGGAGAAGCGAGCGUUGAAAGGACGGGGCAACAGCGACUUCAAUGUCGACUUUGAGUUUGGAGAGAGAGAUGGACUGUACAGCGAAGACUGGGCGAUGGCGGAUGUUAUGGCCCAACUCAAAAAGAGGAAAGCACCCACCACACUGGAUGAGAAGAUAGAAAAAGUGCGUAAAAAGCGCAAAAUCGAGGAAAGGGCUCAGAAAGAGGGCACAAAAACAGGUGCUCCGCUUGCUGAGGAAGAGCGGGAGGAUGAGGUUGAUGAUGAAGAUAGUGAUGAUGCCAAAGAUGAAGUUGGUGACAAAGAAACUGCUGAUGGGGAUGAUGAUGGAGGGAGUGAUGAAGAGGAUGAAUUUUCUUCAGGAGAUGAAGUCCUCAAAAAAGCAGAUACAGUCAGAGAAAAAGGCAAGAAAGGCCAAAAGAAGGCUGCAGAAGAGCAACCUGAAGCAUUUUUUGAAGAUGCAUCACAGUACGACGAGAGCCUCACAUUCCAGGACAUGAAUCUGUCCCGACCACUGCUGAAGGCCAUCACUACCAUGGGCUUCAGGCAGCCCACACCGAUCCAGAAGGCCUGUGUGCCUGUGGGUCUGCUGGGCAAGGAUGUCUGUGCCUGUGCUGCUACAGGAACUGGGAAGACGGCGGCCUUCAUGCUCCCAGUUCUGGAGCGCCUCCUCUACAAGCCGAGGGAGACGCAGGUGACCCGGGUAUUGGUGCUGGUACCCACCAGGGAGCUGGGUAUCCAGGUGCACUCUGUGACUCGCCAGCUGGGCCAGUUCACCAACAUCACCUGCUGCCUUGCCGUGGGUGGCUUGGACCUGAAGUCACAGGAAGCGGCCCUGAGGGCAGGACCGGAUAUCCUGAUCGCCACGCCCGGCCGCUUGAUCGACCACUUGCACAACACUCCGUCUUUCGAGCUCAGCCAGAUCGAGAUCCUCAUUCUGGACGAGGCAGACCGGAUGUUGGAUGAGUACUUCGAAGAGCAGAUGAAGGAGAUUAUCCGCCUGUGCUCCUACCAGAGACAGACGAUGCUGUUCUCUGCCACCAUGAGUGAGGAGGUGAAAGACUUGGCCUCGGUCUCACUGAAGCAGCCAGUGCGCAUCUUCGUGAACAGCAACACAGACGUGGCACCUUACCUCAGGCAGGAGUUUGUGAGGAUCCGUCCAGCCAAGGAAGGGGACAGGGAGGCCAUCGUGGCAGCACUCCUCACGCGGACCUUCCAAGAUCACGUCAUGCUCUUCACACAGACCAAGAAGCAGGCGCACCGCAUGCACAUCCUCCUGGGCCUCAUGGGGUUAAAGGUUGGCGAGCUCCACGGCAACCUGUCUCAAACUCAGAGACUGGAGAGUCUCAGGCGCUUUAAAGAUGAACAGAUUGACAUCCUGGUGGCCACAGAUGUAGCAGCCCGAGGUCUGGACAUUGAGGGAGUCAAAACAGUUAUAAACUUCACCAUGCCCAACACGCUGAAGCACUACGUCCACAGGGUGGGGCGCACAGCGCGGGCAGGAAAGGUGGGCCGCUCUGUUUCUCUGGUGGGGGAGAGCGAGAGGAAGAUGCUGAAGGAGAUAGUGCGAAAAGCCAAGAUGCCUGUCAAAGCUCGCGUUCUGCCCCAAGAGGUGAUUCUGAAGUUCCGGGAUCUGAUCGAGAAGUUGGAGAAAGACAUAUAUGCUGUGUUGCGUUUGGAGAAAGAAGAAAAAGAGAUGGCGCAGUCAGAAGCAAAGAUCAGCUCAGCACAGAAGCGGCUCACGCAGAAGGCGGACGAGAAGCCACUGGCGAGGACAUGGUUCCAGACGCGCGAGGAGAGAAAGAAAGAGCGGAUGAGCAAGGCUCUGCAGGACUUCGACCUGGCUCUAAGAGGGAAGAAGAAACGUGCCCAGUUCUUGAACGAGGGCAAGAAGAAAGUGCUGUCGGCUGAAGAGCGAGCUCAGUUUGAGAUACUUAAGUCUCAGAUGUACGCUGAGCGGGUGGCAAAGCGAGACCGCAAGCCCAAGCGAGCGAGAGCAGUGCCAGAGGACGAGCCAAGAGAGACAGCUACCACCAAAAAAGGUGGGAAGCCUGCAAAGAAGUCUGUGUUUGACAGAGAACUCACCAACGUUAGCAAGAAAGCUCUGAAGCAGUACAGAGCAGGACCUUCUUUUGAGGACAGAAAAAGACUCGGCCACGUUCACAAGAAAGGAGGACGCUUCAAAUCCAAAGCCAAGUUCAGAAGAAAGUGAGGAGUUUAUGCUGGCUGCAGUAACAAAGGCAUUUUUGCUCGGGUUUGCCAUCAUCUUCUGCUUGCAGCUCCCAUAAGCUUCCAGAUAUGAGUGUGGCGGGAAGCAAAUCUGCUCUCAGCCUCGCUACAGAAGACAACUUGACCUUCUGCAUAUUCACCUGUACAUUUGUUUGUGGCCGAGAAAACGUGUAUUCCACCUUGCAUGCUACAGUAUAAACUAGGAGCAACAGAAAGCCCAGUUCUCAAAUUGGAGGAAUCUGACCGUUUGGCACCAGCGUUAUUACAACUGAUUAUGGAUGGAGAGAAAACAAGUGGAUUUUAGUUCUGUUUGCAACAGUUAAAUCUAGUUUGUUAUUUGCAUUUGUAGUAUCUGUGAAAUUUGCUUCUUGGCUACAGUCGCAAAAUUCUGCGAAGUUAUUAAAAACUCGUGGGUCUGAA